UGCCAGUGACAGCUUCCCUACUAGAAAACUGGGAGAGCAUCUUUUAUCUGACGUCAUGCCAGCUGCAUCAGCUGCGAGCCUUUAGUUUGCAAAGAGCCCUUUUGCCGCCCGCUGCUGCUCUGACAACGGUAAUAUAUGAGAUUUUCCAUAAACCCUGAAAUGGCUACACAGGAGGUACAACCGAACGAGACUCUCACUAACCUAAAAGCGGAAUCCGAUUCGUUGAAAACGAAGCUGGAGGACGAAAGAGCGAAGCUGCACGAUGUCGAACGUGAGUGGUGCUGAGAAUGAGAGAGGAGACGGGAAGUGAACGGAGAAGGGAAGGCCGGGCGAAUUAAUACAUAUUCUGCCGUCCCGAAUAGGAUUGCAUGAACAAUGUAAAGCCGACCAUAUUAGAAUAUAUAUAUUAUAGGCAUAUAUUGUGAAUGUGUGAUAUUGCUAUUAUUAGGCCACAGUGCAUUGAAUCAGUAAUGUGAAGAAAAUGAAUUAUCUUUGCAUAAUUUGUAAAGGGUUAUUUGUAGCCACUUGUUCGCCCAUGUUUUAUUAUUUUUACUUGUCGGAUUUGUUCAGAUGACAAGAUGCAUAGAAUUGCUAUUUGUAUAUUUCCUUCUGCAAUUAGAUAUACAGGCUAGGCUGUGGUUGAAUUUUCUCCAGUAUUUGCCAUUUCUGUUGACACUCAAAAGCACAGUUUUAUUAUAACCUAGCCCAGAUGGCGAUUGUAGCAUUAUAAUAUAAUAAUAAUAUGCCAUUUAGCAGACGCUUUUAUCCAAAGCGAUGUACAGUCAUGUGUGCAUACAUUUUUACGUAUCGAACCCACUACCCUGGCGUUACAAGCGCCUUGCUCUACCAGCUGAGCUACAGAUAUCCUUGAUUUAUGCCUAGUUUGUCGACCUUGUUGAGAUCAGAGAGAUUCAUUUAACGUCUCUAACCGUUUACUUCACUUUCAUCCCCAACCGGUGGGAUGUAUUAAUGCCAGAACACAUUAAAGACCUUGCUCGUGGUAUUAUAACCACUGGCUAAUAUCGGAUUUUCGUCCCUAUAACAACAGUGCACUAACGUUAGCUAUUGCUAGGCCCCUAUAACUAACCACUCGAAUGUUAGAUUGAUCCCUACAACAGUGCCCUAAUGUCGGAUGCUGGUCCACAAAUACCAUAUUUUAACGUUGGAUCUAGGGACUCCCUACUACAGUACACUAACAUUGGAUCUUGUUCCCUACUCCCUAUAACUGUACACUAGCAUUGGAUCUCGGUCCCUACUCCCUAUAACUGUACACUAACAUUGGAUCUCGGUCCCUACUCCCUACAACUGUACACUAACAUUGGAUCUCGGUCCCUACUCCCUACAACAGUACACUAACAUUGGAUCUCGGUCCCUACUCCCUACAACAGUACACUAACAUUGGAUCUCGGUCCCUACUCCCUACAACAGUACACUAACAUUGGAUCUCGGUCCCUACUCCCUACAACAGUACACUAACAUUGGAUCUCGGUCCCUACUCCCUACAACUGUACACUAACAUUGGAUCUUGUUCCCUAAUCCCUACAACAGUACACUAACAUUGGAUCUCGGUCCCUACUCCCUACAACAGUACACUAACAUUGGAUCUCGGUCCCUACUCCCUACAACUGUACACUAGCAUUGGAUCUUGUUCCCUAAUCCCUACAACAGUACACUAACAUUGGAUCUCGGGUCCCUACUCCCUACAACAGUACACUAAUGUUGGAUCUUGGUCCCUACCAUAGUACAUCAGGUGGCGGAGAAGGUGGAUGGACUGGGCCAGUUUAUCAUGAAGACCCGGCGGACUCUGAAGGGACAUGGUAACAAAGUUCUCUGCAUGGACUGGUGUAAGGACAAGAGGAGGAUCGUCAGCUCAUCACAGGUGAGCGUUGGAUCAUCGGAACAUUUUCUGAAGUCCCUAAAAUAUGCAUUCAUGCGUUCGCCACUCCUGGCUGUCACUGUCCAUGGUCCUGAAAUGGAUUAUAAGCUUGUCAUUGGUGAAUUUGAGGUUUGAAAAGGUCUUAAAACAGAUGGGAUCAUGCAGUAGGCCUGAUAUACUGACGGUUGCUGUCCAUGGUGCAGAUUUUUUUUUUUUUUUUCAUUUUUUUUUUCAACUAAUAUGCACUGCUUUCAGUGGUUAUAAAAUUAGUGCCAAUAUUUUGUUGGAAAUGUAGGGAAUCUUACGCCUGUGUGCCACUUCUAAUGUUUUCCCCCGCUAACUUCUUUUCAGGAUGGAAAAGUGAUUGUAUGGGAUGCCUUCACCACUAACAAGGUAGGGAAUCUUUCUUCUCUGUCCAGAAAGGCUAUAGAGUUGACAAUUGGUUGGAAAAAAAUUGCAAGAAUUCUGUAGUUCUUUGAGCUGAUAUUGGGGGAAAAAAUGAGAACAUCGAGUGUGUCCCAAAUGGCACCCUAUUCCCUACAUAGUGCACUACUUUUGACCAGUGCCCUAUUGACCCUAGUCAAAAGUAGUGCACUAUAUUUGCAAUUAUUUGACCUUUGAAUCCCAUUGAAACCAAGGUCAUAUAGGUAAUAGGGUGUAAUUUGCCCAGCAGACGUCGGCUUUCAUAGCCAGUUUUAUUUUUGCCUUUCCAUUGAAGCAUGUCAACAUUGGGAACAGGAAGAGCCAAUAUUCCCUUGGCAGAUUUGAAUUCUGUUGUUGUUGUGGUUGCUUAGUUCUGUAAGCACAAAGUUUCCCCCCGCUGAGAUUGGUGAUAUCAAUGGUGUUGAGUCUCCCUCGUGGAUUUGAGAUUGAUUACAUUGCAGUUGAACUGUGCAGAAUCACCUUGCAUCCCAAAUAACUACUCAUUAUGUGAUCAAGAUCAGAGAUUCGGUGCCUCGUCGCCUUGCUGAAAUGGAUCCCCUCAAACACGCUGAUUGUUUUCUAGGAGCAUGCAGUGACCAUGAUGUCAUAUUGCUGAUUAUACCUUUAUAACAUGGUGUCUUCUAGGAGCAUGCAGUGACCGUGAUGUCAUAUUGCUGAUUGUACCUUUAUACCUUUAUAACACGGUGUCCUCUAGGAGCAUGCAGUGACCGUGAUGUCAUAUUGCUGAUUGUACCUUUAUACCUUUAUAACAUGGUGUCUUCUAGGAGCAUGCAGUGACCAUGCCGUGCACCUGGGUGAUGGCCUGUGCCUACGCCCCCUCUGGAUGUGCAGUGGCCUGUGGGUAAGUCCCCCAACUCCACCCAGACGCUCCGUUUCUCCACUGUGCUUCUGCUUGCCCUUUGGGGUCUAGGUCCGGUUACAGGAAAAACACUGUUACAAAUGUUGACGUUAAAAGCUUUGUAAAAUACAACUUGAUUGAUCGAUCGAUUGAUUGUAUUUCAGUGGUCUGGACAAUAAGUGCUCAGUGUACCCGCUGUCCUUGGACAAGAAUGAGAACCUGGCAGCGAAGAAGAAGUCUGUCGCCAUGCACACCAACUACUUAUCUGCCUGUAGCUUCACCAACUCAGACAUGCAGGUUAGAGAAGACACAUGAUUAUUUGUCGUACAUUUGUAUAUUUUGUUGUAGUCUUUACCAAGGUUUUGUAUUUGCUCCUUUCUAUAACUCAUUGAAUUACUUGAUUACUGCUAAAUCAGUUUACUUUCCAAUGGCAGAUGAGCAAUGGGAAAUCACAGCCUGUCAUACUAUACAGUCCAUUACUCUAUGUCCGACCUGGAAAGAACUUUCAUUCUUGUUUAAUAAUUCACAACAGUCAAAUGAUCUCCAUUGGAUGUAGUUAGUCACAUGCUUUAGCCUCGGCCAAGACUCUUCUAUUUAUGAGGCAGUGUCAGAGAAUUCUGGGAGCCGGUUUCCCUGAUAUAUUCAAUAUAGAAUCUCCAGUGAAAAUUCCUUUUAGUCCUGAAAUGAGCCUAAUAUAGGUCUGGGAAACCAGUCCUGGAUGUACAUUAUUCUGGGAAACCAGUCCUGGAUGUACAUUAUUCUGGGAAACCAGUCCUGGAUGUACAUUAUUCUGGGAAACCAGUCCUGGAUGUACAUUAUGGGGUGAAUCCUAACCUUCAGUCUAAUUGUCACUUACUCUCACAUUGGCAUUCAAUGGAUGACUGAGUGGAAGUUAGUGUUCUGUUGUGAUCCCAAGGUGCAGUUUGUGACGAACCCCUUCUGUUCCAGAUCCUGACGUCGAGCGGAGACGGAACCUGUGCAUUAUGGGAUGUGGAGAGUGGUCAGCUGUUGCAGAGUUUCCAUGGACACGCCGCCGAUGUUCUCUGUCUGGACCUGGCUCCUUCUGAGACAGGCAACACCUUCGUCUCUGGGGUGAGGGGAGGACUAGUAGUAUUUCACUUUGUUCCACAAUGGGAAAAUUGUGAGAAAAAAAAAAAAACAGCAUGACUGCUCCUCUAAACCUUUUCUGUCCUCUUUUCCCUUAAAAAAAAAUAAAAACGUUCGUUUUCGUAAUAAAAAAAAAAAAAAUUGUUAUUCCAAGAGAUAGAUUUGAAAUGAUAAGGGGAAACAGAUGAAAGGGCACCAUAGUGGCGGGCUUGAGAUUUGAACCCCGACCUCUAGGGACAUAAAGAUACUGUGUUUCAUUUGACAUUCAUGUGACAUAUUAUAAAUUAAAUAAAUUAAAUAAAUAAAUUAAUUAAUUAUAUUCUCAACCUUUAUUUAACACUGAAACGCCCUUGAGGUUAAACCCUCUUUUGCAAGGGCGACCUGACAAAAGGUCGGCAUUAAUGGGUGAACCCAGAAUCCUCUUCUCUGUGUGUGUAACGCAGGGCUGUGACAAGAAGGCCAACGUAUGGGACAUGCGCUCAGGCCAGUGCAUCCAGUCCUUCGAAACCCACGAAUCAGACAUCAACAGCGUCAGGUGAGGUCACGAGAUAUGAGUUUGUUCAAAGCGACUUAUAGCACUGUCAACACUGACAAUGACAUGUAUUAAUGUUCAGUAUGAGUACUCUACUUUCCCCUUUGCAUGGUUUCUUAUAUAACCUGGCGUUUCUCUCCUUACCAUCAGGUACUACCCCAGUGGAGAUGCAUUUGCUUCAGGCUCCGAUGAUGCUACAGUGAGUUACCGUCCAUAUAAUCUACUGCUUGAUCACGUUGCCUUUCAAUGUCAAAGUUAAUGAAGUCAUUUCUUUGUAAAAAAACAACAAAACAUUGAUUGUUUCAGUGUCGUCUCUAUGACCUGAGGGCAGACAGAGAAGUGGCCAUUUAUUCCAAAGAGAGCAUCAUAUUUGGUGCCUCCAGUGUUGACUUCUCUCUCAGUGGUAAGACACAAGGCCCUUAGGGGUCGAUUCAGUCCGCGGCGAAUAGAUCCCUUAUUCUACUGUUCUAAUGAUUGUACUCUUUAGUGAUCAAUUUCACUAACUAAACCCAGAAUGAUUUGUGCUAAAUUAAAUUAAUGUUAUUUUCUGUUGAAUAUGAACAGCUUACUUUCACAUUAACCUUCUCAUCAGAGAUGAUGUGUUGCGUUUAUAUUGUUGAAAGAGGACAUGUAUUUUCUUCUUCAGGCCGGCUACUGUUCGGUGGCUACAACGACUACACCAUCAACGUGUGGGAUGUCUUGAAGGGGACGAGGGUGUCCAUCCUGUUUGGACAUGAAAACCGUGUCAGCACUCUGCGU
Coregonus sp. 'balchen' is the source of this 5556-nucleotide messenger RNA. The record is from the annotation of a GenBank genome assembly. Lineage: Eukaryota; Metazoa; Chordata; Actinopteri; Salmoniformes; Salmonidae.